This is a messenger RNA of Hypomesus transpacificus, 1114 nucleotides long. RefSeq names its product succinate dehydrogenase [ubiquinone] cytochrome b small subunit A, mitochondrial-like. The record is from RefSeq and is a predicted model, not a curated record. NCBI's taxonomy places the organism in Eukaryota, Metazoa, Chordata, Actinopteri, Osmeriformes, Osmeridae. Gene Ontology annotation, biological process: tricarboxylic acid cycle; mitochondrial electron transport, succinate to ubiquinone. The transcript is spliced from 3 exons. Gene Ontology annotation, cellular component: mitochondrial envelope; membrane. Gene Ontology annotation, molecular function: heme binding; ubiquinone binding. Bases 584 to 970 code for a protein of 128 amino acids.
UGCUGAACACAGAAUCAUUCUUAUUACAGGAUAACAGUUACAUCUUCAAUUUUUCCAACAGGGGGGGGGGUUAAUAUUGUUUGCAAUGUCUGUAUGUUUUGUUUCAAAAUUGUCCUCAAAUAAUGCACUUACAUUAUGUGCCAAUAACAAAGCUUUCAGCAUCUGUGUACACAAAAGAUAUAGAAUAAUCAAUUAUUCAAAUAAUCUACAUUAUAAUAAUCAAUUUUGUUCUUGUCGAGACACGCUUGCAUCUGUCAAAACCUGUUGGGGGAAUUGCACAUAUUGUAGAUUAGUUUCCGCUUAGUUUACAUAGGCCUCAAUGUAGGCCUAUGUAGUUUAACAGACAGCAUUGGCACAUAGAUUUGCCGAAUAGCCUAUGCCAAAUGUUAAUAACGUGCAACCAGGCACAUAAUUGUAGGCUGUAUUUUAAGUUGGGAGAACACAUCAAUAUGUAGGCUAAAUAUUGUUUUGCGUGUCUGAAGUCAUUGUUUCUAAGCAUAUUGUUUAUUUUCCUCCUCAGCUCUGUGUCUGAACAACUCCCUCUUGUCUCGAGGACUGGUGGAGGCGAGCAGAAAGAGAUGGGAUGGAGAACCACACAGACUCGCAUCAGAGAAAAGACGUUCCGUCACAACCCACGGUAACCCACUCAGCAACUGCUUUGGUCUCCAAGGCCGCAUCCAUGCACUGGACGAGUGAAAGAGUAGUCAGCGUUGUGUUACUGGGAAUGGCCCCCGCAGCUUACCUAUACCCGGGCGCUGUGUUGGACCUCUCCGUUGCAACAGCACUUACUCUCCAUGGUCACUGGGGGGUCGGCCAGGUAGUAACAGACUAUGUCCACGGUGACCUGAAGAUCAAGCUGGCCAAAAGCGGUCUGUUUGUCACCUCCAUGGUGACCUUUGCUGGUCUGUGCUACUUCAACUAUCAUGACGUGGGCCUCUGUAAAGCAGUGGCCAUGCUCUGGGAUCUGUAAGCAUGACUGACAGAGGAGAGAACAUUCACUGCUAGCUUGGACCAAUAUAUCCGGACCUGUGUUCAGACUCGUGGGGUGGGGGGGUGUCAGAAAUAUUAAUCUAUCAAGCAUUGCACAGUCAGUCGGUGAACAAGUUUAAGAAAG